Messenger RNA from Rhineura floridana, 5912 nucleotides. RefSeq names its product galactokinase 1 (gene GALK1). The coding region runs from base 177 to 1403 and encodes 408 amino acids. The transcript has 9 exons. The record is from RefSeq and is a predicted model, not a curated record. Gene Ontology annotation, cellular component: cytoplasm; cytosol. Gene Ontology annotation, molecular function: galactokinase activity; ATP binding. Lineage: Eukaryota; Metazoa; Chordata; Lepidosauria; Squamata; Rhineuridae. Gene Ontology annotation, biological process: galactose metabolic process; carbohydrate phosphorylation.
GCUGGAAAGAAACACAUGGGAAGGAGGAGUUUGUCACCACAACGCGGAUGUUUUAUUGUGCAAUGUUGCAAGGUUUGCUCUUGUUCACUGUGUAGGGGGAGGAGAGACCCGCUUUCUCCCGAUCUUUUGCUCUGAGAGGCAUUGGAAUUUGGCCCCUGCUGCCGCAGAUCGAGAUCAUGGAGAGGACAAGUGAAUCCGACCUGGUAUCGCUGCUGGCGGCAACCCGGGGGGUAUACAAAAGGAUUUUUGGAGGAGUGGAUCCCAAGAUCGCGGUGUCGGCGCCAGGAAGGGUGAACUUGAUCGGAGAGCACACAGAUUACAACCAGGGGUUUGUGCUGCCUAUGGCCUUGCAAAUGGGAACUGUGGUGGUUGGGAGCCCAAGGGAAGACAGAAUCAUAUCCAUAGUCACAACUGCAGAGGAAACUGAAGAGCCUAAAAGGGUGGAGUUUCCAGUCCCGAUGGAAGGUGGUGCCUUGGAGCCAGGAGAACCUCGCUGGGCAAACUAUGUGAAGGGCGUUAUCCAGCAUUAUGAGGCCGGCCCUCUCCCAGGUUUCAGUGCAGUCAUAGCCAGUAACGUUCCACUUGGUGGUGGUCUCUCAAGUUCAGCUUCCUUGGAAGUGGCUACAUACACUUUCCUGCAACAACUGCGUCCAGAUGACGGGGAUCCAGUAACUAAGGCAUUAGUAUGCCAGAAAGCGGAGCACACCUUUGCAAUGAUGCCUUGUGGUAUCAUGGACCAAUUCAUCUCUGUGAUGGGGAAGGAGGGCCAUGCCUUGCUAAUAGACUGCAGGAUUCCCUUCAGGGCUGGUCCUACUGUGAAGCGGUUGCUCAGGUCACUGGAGACCCACCUGGUACCUUUGAGUGACCCAAAUGUAGUUGUUCUCAUCACCAACUCCAAUGUGCGGCACAUCUUGACGGGCAGCGAGUACCCCACACGUCGGCGCCAGUGUGAGGAGGCAGCGAAGGUGCUUGGCAAAGCAAGCCUGAGAGAAGCCAAUAUGGCAGACUUGGAGGCUUCAAAGGCCCUGCUGAGUGAGGAGGUGUACAGGCGAGCCAAGCAUGUCAUUGGGGAAAUUGAACGCACUGCUAGAGCUGCUGAGGCACUGCAGUCCAAGGACUACAAGAUAUUUGGACAACUGAUGGUGGAGAGUCACAACUCCUUGCGGGAUGACUAUGAAGUCAGCUGUCCAGAAUUAGAUGAGCUGGUGUCUGCUGCUUUGGAGAUCCCUGGGGUUUAUGGUAGCAGGAUGACCGGUGGGGGGUUCGGAGGUUGCACUGUUACUCUGCUUGAAUCUGGGGCAGCUGAGAAAGUUCGGAGACAUAUUGAGGAAAAAUACAGCAGGACAGCUACCUUCUAUUUGACACAGCCUUCUGAUGGAGCCAAAGUACACCGUCUGCCUUGAAAUAACUUUCCCCUCCUUGGCAGAAGUUUUUUUGUUGCUCUGUUUUCAGGGAUUAGGAGAAUCACAAAAGUCUGCGCCAGCUUCCCUGAUCCAUGCACUUGGGACUGCACCAAUCAAAGACUCCAAUUUCUGAUCCAAAGGGAAAUGACUUGAAUUCUUUCAUAAUUGUUAAUUUUUUAAAAUCACUUUUUUACAUGUAGAACCUUUCUACCACAUACUUCAGCUCCAUCCAGUAGAUGCCUUUUUUUCCUGCCUGUUUUAUGUUACAGUUUGUGGUAGAGGAUCUUUUCCUCAUGUGAUGCCAGAGCAAGCCGGUUCUGUUGUGUUGUUUUAAGCAAGACUAGGAAAGUGGAGUAACAUUGGGAAAGAGUUAAGGAUAAGGCAUAUAUGACACUUGUUUACAGACAUCAGCUUUCUACUUCUGGUUCCUGACCUAAAAGCAAAUAUCAAGAUUACCUGAAUUUCCCAGGUAAGAUCUUUUUUAAAAAAAACCUCAUUGUCAGGCUUCCUCUCUGGACUAUAGCUGAAGUAAUGUAGAAAGGGGCUUUGAGAGCAAGAGUCUUUCACUUACUGUGCUGCUGUAAGAUGUGGUUCCUUCAGCACAGAAUAUGUAGGCCUGAAGUGACUUUUCCACAGGGCCGGUUCUAAAGGGCGGCCAGGUUGGGCACUGGCCCAAGGGCCCCGGAGCUACAGGAGCCCCUGAGGGGUCCUCCCCUCCCCUUCCACAAUCUGCACCCCCCCAUGCCCCCCACUUACCUGUCAGCCAGCUUUUUAGCAUUGCCCUUAAUGAAGAUGGUGGCUGCAGCUUCCCUAAGGUACUGAAGCUGCUGCCACCAUCUUAGUUGAUGGCAGAGAUGUGCACACGUAGCACGCACAUGUGCCAUCAACAAAGAUGGCGGCGGAGGCUUCAUUCCCCUUAGGGAAACCGCAGCCGCCAUCUUCAUUAAGGGCAAUGGUAAAGACUAGAUAGGUAGAGGGGCCAUGGGGGGCUGUACGGGGGGGCCGUGCGUGCACGCACACCCACCCACCCACUGGGGGGCCAGGGCAAGCCGAUGUCCAAGGGCCCCUGCAUGCCUGGAGCCGGCCCUGCUUUUCCAUGUGACAUUUUCAAGCAGAGGCAGAACUUCAUAUGCUAUAGGAAACUGAAAUGGGCUCUGCCUAUACAAUUUCCCAUUGCUAGUCCUGAUCGAAAUUAAGUAGCUCUCCUAGAAAGACUUUAAAGCAACAUUUGCCAUUGAGAUAUUCCUGGAAACAGUCUCCCUGUGCCAAAGUUAUCCAUCUUCCUACCUGAACACCUGGACAGACGUGUGUGUGUCACCCUGGGCAAAAGACGGAUGUGGUGUGGUUAGAAUGUUGUACUAGGACCUGAGAGAGCAGGGUUCAAAUCCUUGCUCAGCCAUGAAGCUUAUGGUGAACUUGAGCCAGUCACUGUCUCUCAGCGUAACUUAUCUCACAGGCUUAUUGUGAGGAUAAAAUUGAGAGAGGGUGAACCAUGUCUCUAUGCCACCUUGAGCUCCUUGAAGGAAAGGUGGGAUAUAAAUGUAAUAUAAUAAAUUUAAUAUUAUCUAGUGUGUGAGCUGACUUUUGCUUGUGCAACAGGGCUUUAACUUCCUCUCCUUCCUGAUGCCCCAAAAAUCUAUCCUGGAGGGACCCUCAACCAUUCAGAGCAGAUUUGGAAGGUAUAGGGGAGAGGAAAAGAGCUGUUUGUGUGAGUGGAAGUCUAUUCUGCGUAUAUAUAGACCCCAUUGGAUACAGCCAUACAGGACCAUUCUCUUGUGUUCUCCACUUCCCUUCCAUGUCAUUAGCUGCUGCUGGUAGGGACAGGUAAAUUCACAAUUUAACAGGCGGAAUUCAUAUAGCUAGUGCUGCCAGACACUCACUAUAGGAAGUGUGGUGAUUUGCCGUGGGAGGUCUAUUUUCAGUGGCAUUCCUAUUCCAAAUGUAACAGGGAGUGAGGAUCUUGCUCUGAAUGAUAGGAGUCCACAAUGAUUGUGGCUUUUCUUGAAGAGGGGAGAAGACACCUGUGCCUUUACUACAAGGAUGAACCACCUUAAUUAUUGCAAAUGAACUGUGCAAUCCUCUGCAUGUCUACUCAGAAGAAAGCCCCAUUGAGUUAAGUUGGGCUUACUUCCAGGAAAAUUGGGUACUGUAUUUGGUUGUUUCCUAAGUCAAUUAUUUAACAUCAGGUACUAAACAUUAAGUUUCUAUCUUAUCUCAACAGCUGAAGACCUAAAGGCUGCAAAGUGUGCUUAAGAUGGCCCUUUUGAAAGAAAAGCAGCCACCUUUGAGGGCAAGUAGCAGCCAGGAGCAUAAGUUUCACCAGGGAAAUUGGCACAAACUCCUGGUUCAGAUGGGAAUGUGGUGUUGAUUGAGGCUCAUUUCCUGCUUUCCUUUCAAAAUAAAAGUGGCCAGCCUAAUCACACUUCUAAAAAGUAUAUUUAAGGUACUGUGUAGUUUGGCCCUAAGUAAAUAUAUCUUGGUGCAUUCUUACACUGCUCUUACAUGGGUUUUGUGUUGGCGAAUUCCAACAAAUAAUUGUCGAGUCCUGUCAUCCAGCAUGCUUCAGCUGUCCAGCAGGGCUACAGCCCAGUAACUGUCUUAGCUGUCUCUAGGACUGGAAAGAGCUGUACCAAUACCACAGUAUCUAUGGCCACUUCCUCUCCUGCCAGCAGCAUUACCUCUUACUAUUCCCCAAACCUCCACUGCCAUUAAAGCUGCAUCCGAACUUCACAUCAAGGAUGGGCAGGCUGGACUGCCAGAAUUAUAUAAUAAAAUCUAUAAUAUGCACUCCAAUUUCAAAACUGGGGCGAUCUUGAAGCAAAAAUGUGGCCUUUUCCAGGGGCCUCAGGUUUUAUAGGCUGUGAUAAAACUAUCUUUGAAAUUUGUGCCCUUUGGCCCCAGUCUUCCAUUCUUGGAUCCUUUCAGCUUUUAAAACCUGUGCUUGAAUUUUAUCCGUUAUUUUGCUACUUCAGCUUGAUCCUAUGUAGUUAGACGUGCCUACAGCCAUGGAAAUCGAUGCGCUUUAGGCUUGCCUGACUUUAUAUACGAUUGCAGCCCUACUCCCUCAUUAACAUCCACAGCUGUCAGCCUUUUUCACAUCAAAUACAUUUGGAAAUAAAAAGCCUGCUGUGAUCAUAGAGAAAAAUGUUUAUUAAGUGCAAUAGAAAGCCAUCUGGUCCAGAAUGCCAGCUGUCAAAACAUCACAGACGUAUUGAAGGCCACCAACCUCUGCAUGCCAUAAUAGGCUACAAAAUGUAACUUACAUUCUAUUGUGGUUCCUCUAUUAUGUGAUUGAAAACAUGCAAUCCCUUUUUAAACUUGUGUUAGAACCACUCUGCUGCUGAAAUCUGGCCUGUUAGACACCUUUAAUGGGCUCUUUGGUUAAGAUUAAAGCCUGUGAUGCUCCUUCAGUAAAAAGCACUGUAAUAAGUAACAAGGGCUUGUGACUAGGGGGAACGUGACUUCACAAAAAGGAUGUCAUGUAAGAUCUAGAGACACAUAGCAUAGCUGUUUCCAAUAACACAACUGUUCUGAGCAGAAUACAAAGAAGCCUUGAAAUAACUUAUUUUAUUGGCUGAGUUCUAUGGUAUCCCAUGAAGAAAUCAUCCCUUUUGGGUAAGAAGGUCCAGGGAGCUUUAGAUAAUUCACCCUGUUGCUGUGAAGGGGUUGGUAGAAAAAUCCAAAAUUGGAUUUCAAGGAACCUGACUGUAUAGUGUGGAGAAAGGAAAGGCACCAACUACCUGAGCUUCUAAAAUUAUGCCACAGCAGUCCUUAAUUCUUUUGAGUUUCCCCCAGUUUUAACUAAGACAAAAAUAUUCAUAGUUGAUCCUCUGUUGGUAGUGCACAUGAUCCAGGAUCCUAGGGCAAAGCUGGUCAAAAGAGAAUUGAAGGGCAAGAGCUAUAGGGUCUGAAUUGUUCCAGCUGUGUUGAUUUCCAUAACCAAUGGUUUUCAAACUUUCUGCCUUCAGCGAAUUUUCCACAUUAACUUGCCUGCUGAGGAAGCAGCUGACAUCUGCCACAGAACCCCAAUGCAUUGCAAAUAUUUCUGGGGCAUGUUGCAGGUAGGGUGCAUGUUCAGCUCAUGUGGAGGGACUGCCGAGGCUGACUUGCUGUUACCUUGCGAGAAGAUUGUCACUAGUGGGUGAGUUGCCUUUUAGGGAAAUGCCUGGUCUUUUCAUUGAAGAAUUCCUGAUAAAAUUCUGAGGGUGCCCUGGAACAUGGCUUGAAAACCUUUGCAUUAUGGGGGCAACCAUGCAAGAUGGGAAAUAAUGGCCUUAAAUUAAAAUUCUUCCAAUGCUACUAAACACACACAGUGUGAUAAAUCAGUGCCCUAACAGGGAUCAAUUUACUUGUCUGCUUCAGUCAAUUCUCUCUGGCUUUCAAUUGCCUUUUAGUGAGGAGUAAAGUGUUGGUCCAAAAGACUGUUUCAGAGAUUGUUCUAGUUGUCUUUCUUAAAUGUGCAUAUACAUAAAUAAAGAGAUGCAAACAAGCAAAAGACUUUUUCCCUUC